Messenger RNA from [Torrubiella] hemipterigena, 1418 nucleotides. Lineage: Eukaryota; Fungi; Ascomycota; Sordariomycetes; Hypocreales; Clavicipitaceae. The record is from the annotation of a GenBank genome assembly.
AUCUACAGUAUCAUCACCAUUAUCAUCUUCUCCAGUCACCAUAUUUUGCCCCCACCAGCCACGGGCGCUACUGCGGAUUACUAGCCACCUGCAUAUCAAGCAGUUCUCGCCACCAGCAAAGCAACAUUUUAAGCGCUCUGGCGGGUACAACGUCGCCAGCUCCCAGCCAUCUAGCCAAUCAACGCUGCUCAAUUCCCUGCCAUUGCCAUUUUACUCUGGCCGUCGCUGCUUCUAAAAUUAUCAUCUGAACAUCCUUCGUCCUUCCAUAUCGAAUCUUAGGCCCGGCAAUUGUCUUAAACAUCCCCGCAAUGUUGGCCAAGUCUUUCCUUACUCUCGCAGCCGCUGCCUGUGCCGUCGCGUCGCCCAUCGCAGUCAGCGUGUCCGCCGGUGCCGGCGCCAGCGCAAGUGCUGGCCCUUCAUGCCCUCACGUCCCUGCCACGCCAACGCUGCCCAAGGCUGGUGGUGCCUCGGAACUACCGAACCCCCCAGAAGGCACCAAGCUCCUACACAUUGCCCUCGGCUUCGGAAUACAAAACUACACGUGCCCUACCCAAGGAGCCAAUGCUACAGCAACCGGAGCGCUUGCUAUGCUUUACGAUGCAACUCACCUGUACCCCGGCCAGAGCCAGCGCUCUUUGAGCGAAGAGCAGUGGGCUGCAUUGCCUGGAGAGGUUCUCAACUCGCGUCCAGUGCCUUUACAGUUCAGCACCUCUACUGACGGUCGUGCUGAUCCUAAGCACCCUGGAGCCACAAACGAUCCUUGGACUGCCGAAACACCUCUUAUUGUAGAGGGAGCACGAUCGUUGCCCUUUAUUGGCCAUCAUUUCUUCAAUGCCGCUGGCGUCCCUACGUUCGUCUUGGACGACGGCAAGAUCAUGCUUCUCGCCAAGAAGAUCGAUUCUCAUGCAGCACCGGCUUCGGCGGACCCAGGACCUGACAAGACUGGUGCCGUUCCCUGGCUCUAUCUCGGAAACAACCCGGGGUCCAUUGGUGCCAAGUAUGUCUACCGCGUCCUUACUGCUGGCGGCAACAGCCACGGCUGCGCGGUUGGUGCCGGAGGUGACAGCACCAGCUACACAGCCACAUACUGGUUCUACGGCUGAUAGGUAUCUGAACGGUUCAGAAGGGCAUAUUCUGAUAUAAAACUAUUGCGACGUUAUGGCUGCGUGCAAAUGGGAUUCAUCUUCUGCAGGGUUUGGACAGGCUAUUUUCACGUUUGGCGAGGCGUCGAGCAUUUUUUGUACAUAUUAAUGCCACUGUAUAUAAUGAAAUGAUUUGAAAUGCUAUUAUAUAUGCCUAGCACCAAGCAAAGCGAUGCUGUUUUUCCAAUUGUGCGAUAUAUAGCGAGCUAGCGUAACACUAGUUCCGUGGAUCGCAACGCGUUCGUGAUGAUGUUGCAACAGAAGUGACGAGGGGUG